AACAGUAUCCCGUGUGGGGAUCAUUCCGUUGAUCGCCAGACCCAUGUCAAUUGUCCAUGAAGACUACAACUGUACUACCACGGUUGAGGUAAUUGCUGGCGGAGAGGAAGCUCUGGAAGGUGAGUUUCCUCAUCAUGCGUUGCUUGGCUGGGAAUCGAUCGAUUACUCCACCACCGUGGACUUUGUAUUUCUGUGCGGAGCGGUACUGAUCAGCGAGUGGUACGUGGUGUCUGCCGGUCACUGUAUUGUGGAUGGCGAACGGGGCACACCCGUUGUGGUGCGUUUGGGAGAGUACGAUUUGAAUAAUGAUUAUGAUCAUCAAGUGGACUUCGAUGUUGAGCGAGCGAUUAGGCAUCCGAGCUACAAGGUCAGUAGCGUUUACAACGAUAUAGCAUUGGUGAAGGUAAAACGGAGAAUUCGUUUCUCGCCGUACAUCCGACCUGCUUGCCUGUGGACUUCUGAAGCAUUUAGCUUCUCGUCGGUGAUUGCCACUGGAUUUGGGCAGCUGGGAUUUCUUACAGAACAAGCAACGAAGUUGAACAAAGUCAAAUUGGAGCUGUACGAUGGAGCCCUAUGUGAUCGGACAUUUAGGAGGAAUCGGAAGUUUAAACAUGGCCUCAUUGAUUCGCAGAUCUGUGCCGGAAGUGAAAACGAGAAGGACACCUGCAAGGGGGACUCUGGAGGGCCGUUGCAGGUGAUGGUCGAGGACAAUGGAUGCACGUAUUACGUAGUGGGGCUUACGUCUCGUGGCCAAGAUGCGUGCGGAUUGAUGAACUCAGUGGCAAUCUAUACGCGGAUAUCGUCUUACGUGAAGUGGAUCGAGAACGUUGUUUGGGAUGAAGAUGUAGAUGUGUGGAAGUGAGAAACGUGCUUUGUCGUUUGUGACUAACGUAAAUUAUAAUAAUGUAAUGAAUAAAUAAUUUGUUUCAAUA
Aedes aegypti (yellow fever mosquito) is the source of this 932-nucleotide messenger RNA. RefSeq names its product serine protease snake. The record is from RefSeq and is a predicted model, not a curated record. The coding region runs from base 44 to 862 and encodes 272 amino acids. The transcript has 2 exons. Gene Ontology annotation, molecular function: serine-type endopeptidase activity. Lineage: Eukaryota; Metazoa; Arthropoda; Insecta; Diptera; Culicidae. Gene Ontology annotation, biological process: proteolysis.